AUGAACGCCGUCGAUCAUGGGGAGCUCGUGCCAUCAUCGAAGAGGCGGAAGACAGCAGGUAGCGAAACAGCACCAGCGGAGAUAGUGCAGGAAGCAAAGAUGGAGCUGUUCGUGGUCAAACGUGCAAAUAAACCAAGGGCUUCCCGGCCCGAUGGUCUAGACCAUGACGUCAGUGGAUCAAACCCGCUCAUAAGCGACGAUUGGCCCAGCGAUUUCCUUCCCAACGUCUCCCUCCCGCCACCACCUGUGUCUGCCCAUCACCUGAAGAUCAGCGCUCAGCUCGUCCACCCCGAUACCUUUGUCUCUGCUAUGAACUAG
Cyclocybe aegerita is the source of this 318-nucleotide messenger RNA. Lineage: Eukaryota; Fungi; Basidiomycota; Agaricomycetes; Agaricales; Hemipholiotaceae. The record is from the annotation of a GenBank genome assembly.